Camelina sativa (false flax) is the source of this 1038-nucleotide messenger RNA. Lineage: Eukaryota; Viridiplantae; Streptophyta; Magnoliopsida; Brassicales; Brassicaceae. The record is from RefSeq and is a predicted model, not a curated record.
AUGUUGUUGAUAGGUCUAAACAAAGGUUUGAAUCUUGAAGAGGCAGCACCUAUACAUAAGCUAGCCUUUGGACAGGGUUUGUAUAGUGCUAAGUUUACAGGCAAGGGUUUCCGAAACACAUUUCCUCUUAAAAAGCUACAGGAAAGAGGGUUUUUGGAGAAUGAUAGACUCAUCGUUGAAGUCUACAUUAGUCGUGUUGAAAUUGUUGAUGGAGAAGGCAGAGUUGAAUCAGAGAACAAGGAGACUCUAGACAUCAACGGUUUACAGGUUUUUGCUUCUCGGGCUGCUUCAGCAAGAAAGAUAUUCAUAGAGCGCCCAGAUAUUGCAGAAGAUUUCAAACCAAAGAACCAAGUAGUGAAGACGGAGUACAUGAAUGUCCUUCUCAACCUCAUUGAGACACUUAACAAGCCUUCACAGAAUCACUCUGAGAGUGAGCUAAGCAAUGCUCAAAGUGAGUUGAGUGAGCUGAUGGAACAAGGCUUCAAGCUGGACUGGUUGAAGUCAAAGCUUGAUGAGGUUUACUUGAGGAGGAAGAAAUCAGAUGCUGAUGUCCAACAACUCGAUGAACGUGUUAAGAAUCUCGAGCUGAUGAACUUGGACUUCAAGCUGGACUGUUUGAAGACAAAGCUUGACGAGGUGUCCUUGGAGAGGAAGAAAUCAGAUGAUGCUGAUGGUUCUCGAGUCAAAGAAAUGGAGGCACGCAUCAAGAAUCUUGAGAUACUAGAUCUGGACUGGUUGAAGGCAAAGCUUGAUGAGGUUUCCUUGAAAAGGAAAUCAGGUGCUGAUGAUGUCCAACGACUCGGUGAACGUGUUAAGAAUCUUGAGCUGGUGAAAUUGGACUUAAAGCUGGAUUGUUUGACGACGAAGCUUGAGGAGGUUUCCUUGGAGAAGAAGAAAUCAGAUGAUGCUGAUGGUUCUCGGGUCAAAGAAAUGGAGGGACGCAUCAAGGAUCUUGAGAUGAUGGUGUCAGAUCUCAAAGUUGAACUGGGCAAGGAGAAGGCCAAAUCUUCCGCUGAUGAUUUUUUGUUGAUCGACUAG